AUGUCAUCAAGGCGCAAUGUUCGUUACAGUGCUCUUCCUGACGUUGAUAAUGAUGAUAAAUUUGGUGUACAACAUGACCCUCGAUUUGAUUAUACACCUGGAUCUUAUGAUAGAAUCCCAUGGAAGUCCAUUUUCCUUGCAAUUUUUCUGCUGUCCCUUGGAUGUGUACUUCUCUUUUUAUCAUUCUUUAUCUUCACUGGUCACAUGGGGGGAGAGAAGUCCCAAGGUUAUGGUCUCUUAGCCCUCGGAAUAGUUACCUUCAUGCCAGGCUUUUACGAAACUCGGAUAGCAUAUUACUCAUGGAGGGGUGCUAAAGGAUAUCGCUUUGCUUCUAUCCCUGAUUAUUAG
Dovyalis caffra is the source of this 348-nucleotide messenger RNA. Lineage: Eukaryota; Viridiplantae; Streptophyta; Magnoliopsida; Malpighiales; Salicaceae. The record is from the annotation of a GenBank genome assembly.